GAUUUCUGUCUCGGUCUUGGCAUCCGCUGCAAAUCUAUACGCUUCCCUUCCCCCUCCCUCCGACUAAUCUUGACUCCUUUUGAGUUCUCUCAAGGAUUCAUCUCUCUUCGGGAAGCUCCUCUAUCCUUUUUUUAUUUUUUCCUGUUUCUUUCGGAACGGAAAAAUAAAAAAGAGAAUCAAAAAAGAGGUCGCAAUCACAGCAGUACCAUCAGGUUCUCUCCCAGUUUCCAUACUCGGGCUUACCUAAUCUGGAAGCUUGUUCUCCUGCUCAUCCCUCAGGGUCUUGCUCCACCACUCUCAUUUCAGAUCACUGCACAAGUUAGACACAAAAUCCCAUUUCAAAAAAAGCACAGGAUCGAAAAAAGAGAAAACAAAGAAACACUCGCAAAAAACAAAAAAAGUGAUUUUUUUUCUUGCCCGUCUUCUGUCAUAACCCACUUCGGAGAUCUUGACCCAGAAAACACUUCAGUGUGCUUUUCUUGAUUCGUGUCUAUCAUCGAACGACUCCUGGUCGAUCUUGAUUGCGUGUUACUAUCAUCUCACCUCUCGAUCGCACCGCAUCUGUCUUGUAGGGGGAUACAUUCACUUGUCCAUCUCCCACUUGUCUUUGCCGUGAACUCUUCCUUUCAACCCCGCAUUUGAUUCCAUCGUUGAUCCCUGUGAUCUCGAAGGAUCAUCACCAUGGAUUCGCUCACGACCCACCCGUCGAAUGCGCAACAGGCUCGUGCCUUCACCUCGCCUUCCUCGCUCUCAUUCCCAGGCGGUGCUGGUGAUCUCACCCCGCCCUCGUCCGAGAAGGAGGCCCAGGUCGCCACCGGUCAACUCCCAGCUGGAGGAAAUGCCACUGAUGGCAACGGGGUGACGCCCGCUACUCCGGCUGCGACCCCUGGCGCUGCCACCCAAAACAACCCCAGUGGCAUUGUGCCCACUUUGCAGAACAUCGUGGCUACGGUCAACCUGGACUGCCGUCUUGACUUGAAGACCAUUGCGCUGCACGCGCGUAAUGCCGAGUACAAUCCAAAGCGUUUCGCCGCCGUCAUCAUGCGUAUCCGUGAGCCCAAGACCACCGCUCUGAUCUUCGCCUCUGGCAAGAUGGUCGUCACUGGUGCCAAGUCGGAGGAUGACUCCAAGCUGGCUUCCCGCAAGUACGCGCGUAUCAUCCAGAAGCUUGGUUUCAAUGCCAAGUUCACGGACUUCAAGAUCCAAAACAUCGUUGGCUCCUGCGAUAUCAAGUUCCCCAUCCGUCUGGAAGGUCUGGCCUCUCGUCACCACCAUUUCAGCUCCUACGAGCCUGAACUCUUCCCUGGUCUGAUCUACCGCAUGAUGAAGCCCAAGAUUGUGCUCUUGAUUUUCGUCAGUGGUAAGAUCGUCUUGACUGGCGCCAAAGUGCGCGAGGAGAUCUAUUCGGCUUUCGAGCUGAUCUAUCCUGUGCUCUCUGAUUUCCGCAAGGUCUAAAGAGGCUGUUUACACCACCAGGAAGAUCGUCACUGCUCUUCACAUUCAACCAUCUUUGUAUUAACACUUCCCCACUUUUUUUCUUUCACCCCCCUCUUACGCGACGGUCCAACCUUGCAUGCCAACAAACAGCACAGAGUACCGUCUGUUGCUUGCACCAGGUUACCUCGCAUUUGCUUUUUCCUUUUGGAGUUGUGGCUCCCCUCACGAUUUCUCAUGCAAGCAUUGUUUGGCGUUUUAGCGAUUCGGGGUGAUCACUGGUUUUGUUUUUAUCAUCUUCGACUGCCUUUUACAAUUAGAUUGCUGCACACCGCAGUCGAGGCGGUUCUGUGCGCUGGUCGAAUGGCUGCCUCUUAAUCCUGUUUUCUUUUCUCUGCGCUCUGGACAUACCUGCGAUAGGGCGACCUAUCGUAGGCCCAAAAAAUGGUGAGAGGCUCCCUAGACAUCGUCGUUGCUUUAUGCUGGUAGAUGAUGGGAGAUUGAGAGCGGCUUUGUUUUUUGUUCGCCGCAGUGCUUCCGUUAUCAAAAAUGGAAAUUGUUGGAUUAAAC
This is a messenger RNA of Penicillium subrubescens, 2004 nucleotides long. RefSeq names its product TBP family protein. Gene Ontology annotation, molecular function: RNA polymerase II general transcription initiation factor activity; DNA binding. The transcript has 5 exons. Gene Ontology annotation, biological process: DNA-templated transcription initiation. The coding region runs from base 682 to 1455 and encodes 257 amino acids. NCBI's taxonomy places the organism in Eukaryota, Fungi, Ascomycota, Eurotiomycetes, Eurotiales, Aspergillaceae. The record is from RefSeq and is a predicted model, not a curated record.